Monosiga brevicollis MX1 is the source of this 3468-nucleotide messenger RNA. RefSeq lists its product as uncharacterized. NCBI's taxonomy places the organism in Eukaryota, Choanoflagellata, Craspedida, Salpingoecidae. Gene Ontology annotation, molecular function: protein binding. The record is from RefSeq and is a predicted model, not a curated record. The transcript has 11 exons. Bases 1 to 3420 code for a protein of 1139 amino acids.
AUGCUGGCUGCCCCAUUUGCUGGCUGCCCUGUUGUUGCUGUACUGCCACUGCACGGCAGUUGUGCCCCUGGCCCCUGUGCUUGUGUCGGUGCCAACUUGAUUGUUCUUUUCUUCUCUUUGUGUGUGCGUCUCUCUCUCUCUCUCUCUCUCUCUCUCUCUCUCUCUCUCUCUCUCUCUCUCUCUCUCUCUCUCUCUCUCUGUGCAUCUGUCUGCCUCUCCUCCUUUCUCCGCUCGCUCAAGUGUCCCUGUUUGACCCUUUUCACCUUGACUAUGGCCAAUCGUCUCACUCCCGACUGGCUGCGCCAGGGUGGGAGCGGGCCGCCAACUCGCGCCACGCGCACGAGCAGUGCCCCUUCAGCUCGCCGCAACACCCAUGCCAUCUCGCGCGACGAACUCCUGCGUCGCUACCCCACCAACCCCGUCAUGCCCUGCUCUCUGGAAGCCUUUCGCCAAAUUAUUACCGAUCAACCCCAGCGUCCACGUAGCUACGACCCCAUCACCGAGGCCGAACGCGUGAGUCCGCUUCUUCAACCCAAAUUGUCUUCCUCCUACUCGACAAUGUUGCCAUUCACCCAUCUUCUCAUCCUCUCUAGCACGAAAACUCAAAGGGCAUUGGCCAAGUUCGAGUGCCCUUUGGUCGUGGACGAGGUUCUGAACGUGGUCCUCUACCCGUGGGUCGAAGCAGCACACGCUUUAUCCCUCGCCACUCUGCUAGCGGACCUGGUGAUGUCGAGCAUCAACCUCGACCCCACCGUCAGCUCCCGCUACGACGAUCGCUCCGCCUUUGAUGCUGAUCUUUGGGAUGAUGUCAAUGAACAGGGUGAUUUUGAUGCCAAUGGUAAUUUCCGACCCACUCGUGCCCAAGAGGCUGAGCGUGCGGCUGCCGGCGCUCCGGCACCCCCACCCGGCCUUCGGCCCUCAGCUCCCACUCUGAGCCUACAGGAUGUCAAGUGGGUUUACCUUGAUGAUCAAUUCCAAAAGCAAGGACCGUUUGAAGGCGCGCGCAUGCAAGACUGGUUCAACAACAACUACCUGCGCGACGACCUCAUCUUGCAACGCGAGAGCGACACAAUGUACACCACCCUGGGUGCUAUCCGCGACAUCUCCGACGCUCACAAAACGAAUCCUUUUAGUCUGCCCGUGCCCGACACUCUUUUCAACAUGCCCGACCCCAAUAUCAACGAAGCCAAACGCCUUGAGCAGGAACGCCUCGAGCAACAGGAACGCCUGCAACAGGAACGUCUCGAACAAGAGCGCCUCGAUCGGGAGCGUCAGGCUACGGCUGCCGCCGAGGCGGCCGCCCGGGAAGAGGCUGAACGCGAACGCAAGCGCCUGGUUGAGCAAGAGCAGCAGCGCCUGGUUGAGCAAGAGCGUCUCCAAAAGCAACUCGAACAGCAGCGUGCUGAGCAAGCUUGGGCGGAGCAGGAGCGUGCUCGCGUGGACCGUGAAGAUCUCGAGCGUGAACGCAUUCGCGCCGAGCAGGAGGCCAAGGCCAAGGCCGCUGCUGCGGCUCAGGCUGCUGCCGUCAACAUUCGCCCCAUGGGCGGUGACUCACCCAAUCUCAUGCCAAUGGAUCCGGCCCAAGCAGUGUUGCGCGAGCGACUUAGUAUUCUUGAGCAGCAGAAAACCCAGCUGGCCAGUGAACGUCAGGAGCUUCAUCGCCUCGCCGGUCAAUACCAGGAGCGCAUGGGAAUGUUGAAGAACAUGUACCACCAGGUGCGCGCGCAUCUGGAAGCGGCUCAGGCCCGUCAGGAUGCCAAUGAAAUCCAGCAACUCCACGAACGCGCCACCCAAAUCAGCGAGCAGGCCAAUCAAAUCCGCUCCCAAUACACCCAACUGCAGGAGCGCGACGACAACAUUCUUCAACGCUCCCGUCAACUUGAGGAAGAGGAGGCCCGUUUGCGCAUGGGCACGGUGUCAUUGCCCUCAUCGGCAGCUCCGGCUCGCACCCCAAGCCCCGAGCCCCCAGCUUCAGCCCCAGUUGGCGUUUCUGAUUCAAAGUCGACUGCUCCGGUUGGUCAGAACCCGGGCGAAGCGGCCGCUGCAGGCGAGCCGACUGAGAAGAAGGCAGGUGGCAAGUCUGGCCCCGCCAAGGGCAAGGAUAAGGAUGCCAAGGUGGCCGCCAAGGGUAAAGACAAGGAUGCCAAGUCCACUAAGACCAAGGCCAAGGCCAAGGUUGAGAAGGAGGAGGCUAAGAGCAGUGCUUCUGCGUCCAAGUCCAAGUUCUCGCUCUUGGAUAUUCAAGCCGAGCAGAUGGAGGCCUCGCGCCAGGAGCAGGAGCUUCGCGCAAAGGAAGAGGCCGAGCGUCGUGCUCAGGAUGCCUUGGUCAAGACUGUGUCCUCCAAAACCACGCCUACAAAGGCCCGACACUCCAGCUGGGGGGCUCCCCCCACUCCCUCUUCCGCGGCCAGCCUUCGCGACAUUGAGGAGCAGGAACAGCGUCGUCUGGCUGAGCGCCGCAAACAAGAGGAUGUCAUUACGCAACAACACAUUGCGGCUCGCAAUGCCGCUCUUGCCUCAGCGGCCAGCCAGCAAGCCACUUUGCCCAAAGGUGGUUGGGCCUCAAACCCUGGUUCCGCACCUUCUUCCCCUGCAGCCUUCAACACCAAGCCCAAGUCGUUGGCCGAAAUUGCCGAGGAGGAAGAAGCUGCCCUCCGCAAGCGUCAAGCGCAAGAGCAAAAGCGUAUGCAGCAGCUGCAACAGCAGCAGCAAGCGGUGGCAGCGGCCACGCCUCGCUCUCCGGCUCCAGCCAAGCUCCCUCCGUCCUCUGGAUGGGCUCAAAAGGCUUCCGCUGGUGGCUCACGCGCCUGGGGAGGUGCUGCCCCUGUGGCCACAACUGCUCGUCCCGCGGCCGCUAGUGCCGCGGCACCCAAGAAGGCCGUUAAGGUGCAUAAGGAUGACGCAGAUUCCUUCUGGAUGUCUGCUGGCCAAGACUCGGCCGCAACGAGUGGCAAACCCAAGGGCUCCAAGUCGUCAGCGGCUCCUGUGGCUGCCGGCAUGCAGGUUGGCACAAGUUUGGCCCAGGUCCAGCCCUCUUUUUUGGCUUGGUGCAAGAAGGAGCUUGUCAAGAUUGUCAACACGGAGGUGGAUCCGGAGACCUUUGUAUCCUUCCUCCUAGAUAUCGGCUCAACAUCCGAGGUGAUUGAUUAUCUGUCGGAAAUGUCGAGCAAGCCCGACCAAGUUCGCAAGUUUGCCCAUGAGUUCAUGAAGAACCGUGUGUCCGCCAUGAGCGGCACCGUCGCCAAGGGCAUUGUCAAGCCCAAGCCGCCCAUGGACGACAGCUGGGAGCAGCAGGCCAAGGCUAAGAAGAAAACCAAGAAGAAAAAGCAGUUCCAGAAGCUUGACAACAGCCUGCUUGGCUACAACGUGACGGCCGGCUCCGCCCCCAACCGUGGCGAGAUUGACUUUGACUACAAGUAAAUGCUGCUAUGGCAUGCUGUAUGGCCGGUUGUGUGCAGAUCAAUCAUU